Messenger RNA from Stegodyphus dumicola, 897 nucleotides. RefSeq names its product tigger transposable element-derived protein 4-like. Lineage: Eukaryota; Metazoa; Arthropoda; Arachnida; Araneae; Eresidae. The record is from RefSeq and is a predicted model, not a curated record.
AUGACUGGGUCACAAAAAUUGCCUCUGCUCUUUAUUGGAAAAUAUCUGAAACCAAGGUGUUUCAAAAAUGUUCAGAAGAUUCCUGCUGCAUAUUAUGCUAAUAAUGAGGCCUGGAUGACUGGCCAAAUCUACGAAAAAUGGUUAAGAGAUUUAGAUAACCGUUUUUCAGCAGAGAAGCGCAAAGUUCUCCUAAUCGUGGACAAUUGUACUGCACACAUGGAAGUCACUGGGCUUCAGGCAAUCCGUGUGGAAUAUCUCCCACCAAAUGCAACUGCAGUUUUACAGCCAAUGGAUCAGGGGAUAAUCAAUAGUUUCAAGCGAAAAUAUAAGACAGUGCUCUUGCAAAGAGUAAUCCUUAGCUUGGAAAGGGAACAACCUUAUCAGAUUGAUAUUCUUGGUGCAAUGCAUUUAUCAAUCAGUGCAUGGAAUGAUGUUUUAGAUGAAACAAUUUAUAAAGCCUUUCGACAUGCAGGUUUUAUUAAAGAAACAGACGUAACUGAAGAAAUCCAUGACAAUAGAUCUCACGACGAAGAUGAGGUUCUCAUGCAUGAACUUCGCCGUAGAAAUCCACAGUUGCCAGAACUUUCAUUCGAGGAUUUUUUAAAUGUGGGUUCUAAUGUCAUCUGCACGGAGGAAAUAUCGGAUUACGAUAUUAUUAGCAGCAUAAUCAACGAGAAUGAGAGACUUUCAGAUCCAGAAAAAGAAGAAGAAGAAAAUGAAGUAACACCAAGACCGACUUUAAAACAAGCUGCUGAAUACUUGUCAGAACUUAGACGAUUUUUUGAGGCCAGUGAUAAUUGUGAAAUGCUAACAAAUAUAGAGAAGAUGGAGUCUUGCAUUGUACAAUCUGUUGUUUUAAAACAGACAAAGAUAAGUGAUUAUUUUGUUGCUCAAUGA